AUGGUUAAACUAGCAGUGACCUUACUCAUAGGAGGAGCUGUUCUCCUCCAACAGGUCACUGCUCAAUUCGACUGUCCACAUGGUUGGACUCGAGACAGCGUAUAUUGUUUCAAGUUUUUUAGUAACAAACACUCGUGGCGACGAGCCGAGGAGGUUUGUCGUCGGUAUGGAAGUCAACUUGCGCUCGUCCUCAACUACCACCAGAAUAACUUCACGAGGGCUCUGGCCACCGAAGGCUUGAAAGACCAGCCCCAGAAUGCCUACUGGCUCGGUCUGAAAUCAGUCAAGGAUCUCGCUACAAACACAUUGGAGUCGUCUUCAGGAUACUUCAUCCCGAAGUACGUUGGUCACUGGUCUCUGGAUCAGCCGCAACCGGAGAAGGGUCAAUGCGUUCAUGCUCAGGUUGGAGAACGGACGCAAGAAUGGGGCCUGACCUCCUGCGAGACCAUGUUGCCCUUCGUAUGUCAAGUUCCCGCCUGCCCAACCGGAACCUUUCUGUGUGCCAGCGGGAAAUGUCUCAACAAAAAGUGGCAAUGCGAUGGAGUGGACGACUGCGGAGACGGCUCCGACGAAAUGGAUUGCCCUCGACUCUGCCAUCACUACUUGAAGAGUUCCGGCGAUUCGAUCCAGUCUCCGAACUACCCUCAGAGAUACGACUCGAACCUCGAUUGCAAAUGGACUCUGGAGGGGCCACUGGGAACGGGCAUCGUCUUGCAGUUUUCGGAUUUCGAGACCGAGGCGAACUUCGACGCUGUCCAGGUGCUGUCUGGAGGUCGCACCGAAAAAUCCAGCGUUUCACUGGCGCAGCUUUCCGGCAAGCAGAACAUCUCUUCGAAGAGCUACAUCACCGGAAGCAACCUGAUGAUCGUGAAAUUCAAAUCGGACGCGGCAGCCGAGAAGAAAGGAUUCCGAGCAAGCUGGAAAACUGAGCCUGUGAAAUGCGGAGGGGAGCUCUUCGCUCACUCAUCCGCUCAAGUCCUGAAUUCUCCAGGAUACCCGAACGCUUACCCCGGUGGGAUCGAGUGUCUGUGGGUCAUCACGGCGCCGCACAACAAACUCGUUUCGUUGGAGAUCGUCGAUCUGGAUCUGGAAGUGACAGACUCGAUUCUCCUCCGAGACGGAGCAACUCCCAGCGACACGCUGUUGGCGAGACUGGGCGGAAAGACCUCGGAAAACCCCAAGUUCAUCCUCUCAACACAGAACCGCGUCUACAUCUAUUUCAAAACUGACACGGCUCACGCUUCGAGCAAGGGCUUCUCGAUCCGAUUCCGCGCCGGUUGUCAAGUGGACAUGAUCGCUGACCAGGGCAUCAUAAACUCGCCGGCCUUUGGAGUGGGCAAAUACCCUUCGAAUCAGAACUGCGCCUACCGAAUCACCCGACCCGGUGGGGGCCCGAUCUCUUUGAAAUUCGACAAGUUCCUCGUAGCCAGCGACGACCACAUCCAGGUUUACGACGGUCAGAACGCCAAAUCUGUCAAGCUCCAUGCUGGACAAGGUUACUCAGGAGCCGCGAGGCCCACCCACACUCUGACGGCAACGUCAGGCUCUCUUUACGUCGUGUUCCAAUCGAACUCGCUGAAUACCGCUGCCGGGUGGCAAGCGAGCUUCUCUUCUGAUUGUCCGCUGAUGACCGUCGGAGAACGAGCUCUGGCCUCAAGCCGUGACACGACGUUCGGCGCCGAGGUUACCUACACGUGCCCUAGUGGAAUGGAAUUCAGCACCGGACGCAAGAAGAUUGUCGCCGAGUGUUUGCCGGGUGGCAAAUGGUCGGUCGCCCAUAUACCCUCCUGCCAAGAGAUUUACUGCGGACCUGUUCCUCAAAUCAGUAGCGGAUUCGCCGUGGCCGCCACGAACGUAACAUUCCGAGGACAGGCGACAUACCAAUGCUACGCCGGCUUCACUUUUCCCGGCGGGCUUCAGCAACAAGCGGUCAGAUGUAAUGAAUACGGAAAUUGGGAUAAUCUCCCAGUCUGCAUGGCGUCGUCGUGUCCUCCGCUACCAGAAGUCCCUAACGCAGUCGCCAAAUUCCUCAACGGAGCCGGAAGAAACUACGGAACCGUCGUCCGGUUCGACUGCGAGCCUGGAUUCAGACGAUCAGGCUAUCCGGUUGUGGUAUGCAAGAGCAACGGACUCUGGAGCGCCAACCCACCCAGUUGUCAGAAAGCUCAAUGCCAUAAGGUGCCUAAAAUCGAGAACGGAAUCGUCGUGAUGGAGAAACGGGAAUACCUCUUCGGUGACAAAGUUAAGGUUCAGUGCAACAAAGGCUACAAGCUGGAAGGUCAAUCCACGAUCACCUGCGGUUCGAACAAAACAUUUGAAGACGUUCCUACCUGCGUCGACAUAAACGAGUGCAGCUCCCCCACCGCUUGCGACUCGGCUUCGACAAUGUGUAUCAACACUCCAGGAAGCUUCUUCUGCAAAUGCAAAAAGGGCUUCGAGCGAAACGUCGACUGCAGGCCCGUCGGCGAUCUUGGGCUCGCCAACGGCGCUAUCCCAGACCAUGGCAUCACGGUUUCGAGUUCUGAGACCGGUUACCCGAAAGAAAAGCUCCGACUGGACGGCGAAGGAGGUUGGUGCGGAUCGGUUCCCAGAGCCGGAGAAAACUUCGUGCAGAUCGAUCUCGCAGCUCCUACCGUUAUCCGUGGUCUGCGAACGCAACCGGUCAUCCGUCAGGACGGUGGACAGGCGUUCCCGAUCAGCGUGAGGAUCCAGUACACCGAUGAAGUGAUCGACGUGUUCAGAGAUUAUACCGACGCGUUGGGUCGGCCAAUGGAAUUUUCUCUGACUCCCAAUGGCGGAUCUGGUCUGGCCGUCGUCCAUCUGCCUCUGCCGAUCGAGGCCCGAUUUGUGCGAGUGCUCGUCAUGGAGUACGUCGGAGCACCAUGCAUGCGGCUCGAAGUCAUGGGCUGUUCCCGUCAGGACUGUAUCGACGUCAAUGAGUGUCUCCAGAAGAACGGCGGCUGUCAUCAGCGGUGCGUCAACAGUCCCGGCGGAUUCCAUUGCAUGUGUAACGUCGGCUACGAACUCUACACCAAGAACGGAACUUCGGGCUUCUUCGUUCCGCCGACCGAAACCGGUUACCGCGAUGGAGACACUUAUCAAAUUAACAAGACAUGCGUCCCUAGGGAAUGUUCGAUGCUGAGGUCACCUGAAAACGGUCGUAUGCUCUCGACGAAAGAACGAUUCCGCUUCGGCGACUCCGUUAGUUUCCAAUGCGACUUUGGAUUCGUGCUGCACGGAGCCCACGCUCUCACAUGCACGUCCGGCGGCAAUUGGAACGGUACCAUGCCCGCGUGCCUGCCAGCGAAGUGUCUCGGAUUGCACGACGAUCCGGCUCAGGGCCUUUCACUAAGAUCGAAUUCGCAUGAUAACUACGUAGCGUUCCAAGACAACGUGACCAUCUCGUGCUCGGAGACAGGACGUCCGCUUCGGAACACCGCCACUUCGGAGUUCCGUCAGUGCGUCUACAAUCCACAACCUGGGAAGCAGGACUACUGGCUCGCUGGAUCCUCUCCAGCUUGUGAACGAGUCGAUUGUGGACCUCCCCUCGACAGCAUCGGUGCUACGUACGGCUUCCACGUUGACACGAAAUAUCGCGCUUCUUUCUUCUUCGGCUGUGAAGAAACCUUCACCCUGGUUGGCAAAAGCAGUUUGAACGAUAAUGUCAUACGAUGCCAAGAAGACGGCUCCUGGGAUUUCGGGGACCUCCGUUGUGAGGGACCCGUCUGUCAAGAUCCCGGCAGGCCCGCCGAUGGCUACCAGAUCGCGAACAGCUACGAACAAGGAUCUGAAGUGACUUUCGGAUGUACUCGACCCGGAUACGUGCCCUACAGCACCGAUCCGAUCACCUGCGUCAAAAAUGCCGACUGCAAAGUCGUCAAGCCGCUGGGAAUCACCUCUGGUAAGAUUCCGGACAGCGCAAUCAACGCUACGUCCGCUCGAAGCAACUACGAGGCGAAAAACGUUCGAAUGGGAUCGACCACUGGAUGGUGCGGCACCCAAGAAGCGUUCACCUACGUCACCGUCGACCUCCAGAAGGUGCACCACGUCAAGGCCAUUAUGGUUAAGGGAGUCAUAACGAACGACGUGGUGGGUCGUCCGACCGAGCUGCGAUUCUUCUAUAAGGUGAAAGAAAACGAAAACUUCGUGGUCUACUUCCCCAACUUCAACCUGACGUCCCGAGAUCCCGGAAACUACGGCGAGCUCACCGUGAUCGAUCUGCCGCUCAGCGUCAAAGCCCGCUACGUGAUCCUCGGGAUCGUGAGCUACAACAAGAACCCAUGUCUGAAGUUCGAGCUCCUCGGCUGUGAAGACAGCGUCGACGACGUACUUCUCGGCUACGAGAGCGCUGCGCCCGUCUGCGUUGACAAGGAACCGCCUCGUUUCGAGAACUGUCCGACCCACCCAAUCGUGGUCGAGUCGUCGACAAACGGUAUUCUGCCGGUGAACUUCCCGGUGCCGACGGCGACCGAUAAUUCCGGACGGGUUGCCCGCAUGGAAAUUAAGCCACUCGGCUUCAGACCCCCUCAGAUGGUGUUCGAAGACACGGUGGUGCAGUACAUCGCGUACGAUCACGACGGUAACGUCGCCGUUUGCGUGGUGAACAUCACCGUCCCUGACUACACACCGCCCUCGAUCAAGUGUCCCCAGUCGUACGUGGUCGAGUUGACCGAGAAACAGGAAAGUUUCGUGGUGAACUUCAACGAAACUCGCGCCCAGAUCUCAGCCAACGACAAAUCGGGUCACGUCGAUAUUACGGUCACCCCGGAAACUGCCGUGAUUCCGAUCGGCGGUUAUAGAAACAUCACCGUCACCGGGACGGAUCGCUUCGGGAACCAGGCCUUCUGUUACUUCCAAGUGUCGGUGCAGGCCACGAGCUGCGUCGAUUGGUCACUGCACGCUCCCACUAACGGCAUUGUGAACUGUCUGCCGAACGAUGAAGCCACCGGCUAUCAGUGUCUGGCCACCUGCAAGAACGGCUACCGUUUCACCGAUGGCGAGAAGGCCAAGACGUUCGAAUGCAAAAACAAGGGACCGUGGCUACCGAAAUCGAUCAUACCCGACUGCGUAUCGGAACAGACGAAUCAAGCCUCGUACGACGUCACCGCUCAGGUUGAAUACCGUUCCGGAGGCGCGGUCCACGAUUCCUGUCUCGACCACUACGUCCGCUACGUCCGAACUUUCUACGAACGGCUCAACCGACAGCUUUCCGACCGCUGCUCCGCCAUCAACGUACAAAUGGAUUUAUCGUUCCACAACACUACGGCCAUGAUUAAAAGCGAAAACGAGUUGACUAUCGAUUACGUGGUUCGUAUCGUACCCGUCGUGCACCAGAAACUGCUCUACGAUCUCUGUGGGUCCACUCUCGGACUCAUUUUCGAUCUGAGCGUCCCGAGCACGUCAGCACUCAUUGAACCGAUCCUCAAUAUUAGCGCCCAGGAGAUCGGAGGACUCUGUCCGACGAUUCAAGCAAAACGAUCAACGAUCAAACGAGGCUUCACCUGCGAAUUCGGGGAAGUGCUCACUAACGAAACAGGUAUCGUGCCGAGAUGUCUGCACUGUCCCGCGGGGACUUUCGCAGCCGAGGACGAAAAGUGCAGCUUCUGCCCUCGAGGUUUCUAUCAGGACCUAACGAGACAGGCUCAGUGCAAGAAGUGCCCUGACGGAACCCACACGAGAGAGGAGGGUAGCAAAUCGCUCAGCGACUGCGUACCGGUCUGCGGAUACGGAACCUACUCUGCGAGCGGCCUCGUGCCCUGCUUGCAGUGUCCGGAGAACUCCUUCGCCGGCACUCCUCCUCCUGAAGGUUUCCGCGAGUGCACUAAAUGCCAGCCGAACUCGUUCACGUAUUCGGACGGCGCCGCCCACGCCAGCGCCUGCAAGGCCAGAUGUCGUCCGGGAAGUUAUUCCGAGACCGGACUUGAACCCUGCUACGAGUGCCCCGCCAACUUCUACCAGCCACAGGACGGCCAGACACAAUGCAUCCGGUGCGCGUCGAACCAGAAGACCAACUCUCCUGGCCAGACGACUCCGGAGGCGUGUCAGCCGGUUCAAUGCAACCCAACCAUUUGCAAGAACGGUGGCCUGUGUCUCGCCCAGAAUCAUCAAGCCACCUGCUACUGUCCCGCGGGCUUCACCGGUCAGUACUGCGAGAACGACAUGGAGGAGUGUGCCUCGAAUCCUUGCUAUAACGGAGGGUCCUGCAUCGAUCGGCCCCAGGGCUUCGCUUGCAAGUGCCCUACCGGUUACUCGGGCUCCCAGUGCGAAAUCGAGAAGUCCGAAUGCGAUGUACCGAACAUCUGUCCUGAACGUGCCAUGUGCCAGGACCUGCCCGGCUCUGGUUCGGUGAACUGUCUCUGCCGAUCGGGCUACGAGGGUCCGACGUGCAACGUGACAGUGAAUCCCUGCACGGUGGGUCAGAGCCCAUGCCACAACGAGGCAAGAUGUAUUCCUCUCAAGCACGGCCGAUACAAGUGCAGCUGCGCACCUGGAUGGACCGGACCCAACUGCGAAUCAAACAUUGACGAUUGCGCCGAGAGUCCCUGUCUCCUUGGAGCUAAUUGUACGGAUCUGGUCAAUGACUUCGCCUGCGAAUGUCCGCCUGGUUUCACCGGAAAACGUUGCCAAAUCAAGGUGGACCUCUGCGCGAACAAUCCAUGCGGAGAUCACGGAGUAUGCGUCGAUAAGAUGUUCAGUCACGAAUGCGUAUGCAAACCCGGCUGGAGCGGUCCCGGCUGCGAGGACAACGUCGACGAAUGCGUUUCGUCUCCCUGUCAGAACAACGGAGUCUGUAUCGAUAUGAUCGACGGCUUCCGUUGCCAAUGCGAUUCUGGAUUCACCGGGAUGACGUGCCAGCAUCACAUCGAUGAUUGCAAGUCGGAACCCUGCCAGAAUGGUGGAUCGUGUGUCGACCAAAUCGACGGCUUCACUUGUGAGUGCCGACCUGGAUUCGUCGGGCUGCAGUGCGAAGCUGAAAUCGACGAGUGUCUCUCGUUACCGUGCCACGCCACUGGAACGGCGCAAUGUAUCGACAAGGAUAACGGUUUCGAAUGCGUGUGCAACGCAGGUUACCGUGGAGAAUUCUGUGAAGUAGACAUCGACGAAUGCGAGGCUUCGCCUUGCGAGAACGGUGCCAAGUGUAUCGACAAGGUCGGCAGUUUCUACUGUAACUGUCCGCCUGGAUGGACUGGAGAACGUUGUGACGUCGACAUCGGGGGUUGCGAUUCCAACCCCUGUCUGAACAAUGCUCGUUGCAUCGAUCUCUUCGAGGACUUCUUCUGCGUCUGUCCAAGCGGUACCGACGGGAAACGCUGUCAGACCUCGCCUCAACGAUGCAUCGGCGAUCCUUGCAUGCACGGAUCGAGUUGCCAGGACUACGGUAGCGGACUCAACUGCUCGUGCUCUGAAGAGUUCGCCGGCAUAGGCUGCCAGUACGAAUUUGACGCAUGCGCCGAAAACGUUUGUCAGAACGGUGGCAAAUGCCAGCGUAGCGGCAAAACGUACGUGUGCGACUGUCCUCCGGGAUACGGCGGGAAAAUGUGCGAGCAGGACAUCCAGGAUUGUAGCGCUACCUCGUGUCCACCAAACGCCGAAUGCAUCGACCUCACAAAUGGUUUCUACUGCAAGUGUCCCUUCAACUACACCGGUGAAGACUGCCGAAAGCAGGUUUCAAUCAACUAUGAUCUGUACUUCAACGACGAGAGCCGUUCUUCUGGAGCUGCUCUCAACACGCCUUUCGAUUUGAACGCGACGAGCUUCUCUCUCGGGCUCUGGGUUCAGUUCAACACCCCGGGAAGCAGCGGAAACAUUGUCACUCUCUAUUCCGUAUCACACAUGCACAAGAUCCAGAACAAGACUCGACUAUUGAAACUCGACGACUCCGGAGUUCGGGUCUCGUUCUUCCCUCGGCACACGAUCGAAAUCUUCAUACCGUAUCUCGACAACGUUCCAAUCAACGAUGGUAAUUGGCAUCACGUCGUCGUCCAAUGGGAUGGUCAGGAAGGCACCUUGACCCUUAUCACGGACACAGCCCUCGCGGGCGUCGUCACCGGCUACGUGAAGGGCGAGAGACUCCCUCCGUACGGCUGGUUGAGUCUUGGGGCACCGGUCGACACCGACGAAAUGCGAACGAAGCCGGAAAGCGGAUUCCACGGGCGUCUGUCUCGAGUGAACAUCUGGGACCGCGUGCUGGACCAAAACCAUGAAAUUCCGGGACAAUUCAGAUCGUGUCAGAACUCGCCGGUUCUCUUCAACGGCCUGCUGGUUCGAUGGGCGAACUACGACAAAAUCGUCGGAACGGUCGAACGCCAAAGCCCGGGACGCUGCGGAGAGCAGUCGUGCACCACGACUGUCACGGAGGAAUGCAUCGCCAAAGUCGGUGACAAAGUCCCCCCGAGAACCAUCUACUGCCCGCCCGACAUGUGGGUCGUCACCCCGAACGACUCGAUAGCACUUCAGUGGGAAGAGCCGGAGUUCUCGGACGAGACGGGACAGAAGGUGGCCAUCAGCGAACUGAACGGUAUCCGAUCCGGUCACACUUUCUCCAAGGGUAUCUUCGAUCUCUCGUACGUCGCCAAGGACGUCGCCGGCAACCAGGCGCAAUGCGAUUUCCGUAUUCACGUCCUCAACGAUUUCUGUCCGAUCCCGCCUGCCCCGAUCGGAGGCUACCGGCAAUGCUCCGACUGGGGUCCGGGUAGCAGGUUCAAGGUGUGCAGCAUCGGAUGCGAUGACGGAUUGGAUUUCUCUGAAAAAGUUCCCCAGUUCUUCGUUUGCGGAGCCGAAGGUUUCUGGCGACCCAACGAUCGACCCGAAUUGCCUUUCACCUUCCCCGCUUGUGCUCCCAAGAGACCGGCUCAACGUCUCUUCAGGAUUGCGAUGGACUUCUCGUCGACCGUUGUCUGCUCUGACUCUGGGAAGAAAAUCCUGCGAUCCAGGAUCACCGAAGCUCUUCUCCAGGUCAACGAUAAGUGGCACGUGUGCGUCGAUCGAUUCCCACCCCAUUGCACCGGAACCCAACUCAACGUCAAAUGCCACAAGAACGGCGGUCGCGCCAAGCGCCAAGCCGACAAAGACGGAGAACCGGUCAGCAUCUAUUCCCUGGAAAUCAGUUUCCCCGCUCGCAAGGAUCCCGUAGUCAGCUCGGAAAAUCAACAAAAAGCCACCGUGCGGUCGGUUGUCGAGCAGGCCAUCUUGCAGGCGAAUGCCUUCGAUGUCCGUGAAACCCUCCCGAACGUUCAGCCUGACCUCACGUCGUUGAAGAUCUCCACCGAUUACUCGUGCGGCGCCGGCGAGGUUCCGGUGAACACGUUCUGCGUCAAGUGUUCUCUCGGAACAUUCUACAACAACAAGACAAGUACUUGCGAUUCUUGUCCCAACGGUUUCUACCAGGACGCGAGCGGUCAGCUCGCCUGCAAAGCAUGUCCCGAAAUCAACGGGAAGCAGGGCAUCACGGCCAGUUUCGGAGCUCGAUCGGUCGAAGAGUGCAAGCAACGCUGCACUCCAGGCCAGUACUUCGACGCCACCGUCGGUUUCUGCCGACCGUGCGGCUACGGUUUCUAUCAGCCCGAGGAGGGAUCCUUCAAGUGCGAGCCCUGCGGACCGGGGCUCACGACCCGCACGAACGAGGCCGCUUCGAUCCAGGAAUGUCGCGAAGAAUGCAAAUCGGGACUCCAACUGACCAUCACGGGACAGUGCGAACCGUGUCCGAAAGGAACAUUCCGCACGAGCGGUAUGCCGUCUUGUCAACAGUGUCCCAAGGGAAGGACCACGGCGGACUUCGGCUCCACGACUGUGGAACAGUGUUCGCUCGAAGUCUGUCAAAUCGGUCACUACCUCAACGUCACACGGAACUAUUGUAUGCCGUGCCCGAAGGGAACGUACCAGGACGAAGAACAACGAGACUCAGAAUGCAAACCGUGUCCGGCUGACACUACCACCGACGCUGUCGGAGCGACGGAUCCCAGCUACUGCUCUGAUCCGUGCAUGGUGAACGGCGAGAAACGUGUCUGUCACAAGAACGCCUACUGCGUAUUUAUUGAGGACGAACAGGACUUUGCCUGCAAGUGUAUGCCGAAGUUCAAAUUCAGCAACGAGACGGCCGAGUGUGUCGACGUCUGCGAGGAUUACUGCGAGAAUGGCGGUAAAUGCGAAAUCCCGCAGAAUGCAGUCGAGCCCCGUUGCGUAUGUCACAGUAAUUUCUACGGCGAACGCUGUGAGAGAAAGUCCGACUUCGUUUACGUCGCUGGAGGUAUCGCGGCUGCCGUCGUGUUCCUCAUCGUGAUGGUGCUUCUGAUCUGGAUGAUUUGCGUCAGGAUGACGUGGCGAGGGAAGCCCGGGAAAAUGCCGCUCCCACCCGCCAUGGACCUCUCGGGUUCACAACAGAACUUCUACUACGGGGCGCCCGCACCGUACGCCGAGAGCAUAGCGCCGUCGCAUCAUUCGACCUACGCGCAUUACUACGACGAUGAAGACGAUGGUUGGGAGAUGCCCAACUUCUACAACGAAACCUACAUGAAAGAUGGUCUUCACAAGGGCGGCACGCUCGCUCGGAGCAAUGCCAGCCUCUAUGGCACCAAAGAAGACCUUUAUGACCGGCUACGACGACAUCAGUACACCGGACAUAAAAAAGACAGCGAUACGGAGGACCAGACUUCGUAA
Galendromus occidentalis (western predatory mite) is the source of this 10656-nucleotide messenger RNA. RefSeq names its product sushi, von Willebrand factor type A, EGF and pentraxin domain-containing protein uif (gene uif). The record is from RefSeq and is a predicted model, not a curated record. Gene Ontology annotation, biological process: Notch signaling pathway. Gene Ontology annotation, molecular function: calcium ion binding; Notch binding. Lineage: Eukaryota; Metazoa; Arthropoda; Arachnida; Mesostigmata; Phytoseiidae. Bases 1 to 10656 code for a protein of 3551 amino acids. The transcript has 20 exons.